GCGAAAACUUUUUUAAGUCAAAAAUUAAACGACCCCCUGGUGAACAACAAAAGCUGCGGUAUUGCUUCUAUGCCGGAAACCCCGCGGCGGCACUACCUCCCCGCGGCCUCACCCGGGUCGCCACAGAUAUCCUCCCCGAUGUCGAAUUCGCCGCUGAUUCUACCGACCAAUGACGCGGAUUACGGUCUGAUCCACGUCUACCGCGGGGACGAGUGGACCUUCAAUGUGCCCAACAACCGCUACGAAAACGAGCUAUUUCAGUCCCUCAACGUCGACCGUACGCGGUUUGAGAACCUGCUCCGCAGCUGGAACUACACCCCAUCGGAGGAUUUGUCUGGAGCGAAUUCCCUGGUCACCAGCAGUUCGGAGCUGUCGCCCCGGGCAUAUCCUACAGAAAAAAGCUAGAAGCACAACAUGCUACGUAGCAAGAGCAGCGUGCUAUGGCUAUGGGCCCGCCCAUGACAGAUUUUCUUUGCUGUGUGUUUAUUUUUGCAUAAUGUGGAGGUGCUCUAGCCUUUUUUCUGUUGGAUAAAACCGUGAACACGCAGAUGAACUACGGGUCGCAGAUCCGGCAGGUGUCCCGCUCGGUCGGGCAGCACAGUGGUACGAAAGAAUACACGAGCAGCACGGGGAACCCACAAGGACCGUCCACGAAGAAGGUUUCCACCGCGGAAAGCUACUUCUACAUUCUCUAUUCGUCCGUGAUUUUCAUCGUCACCUUCAUCCCGUUUCUGUGCCGAACCAUCGUGACCGAGUGCUACAAGUUUAUCAAGCGACCGGUGAAGAAGUUCUGGCUGCAUCUGUUCUACGUGGAAAUCGCGAACAUCCAUCCGCUAUGUAUUGCAAAAGUAUCGUACUCGUGGUAAAAAUUGCAGUUAUGCAUUACAAAUCUUUUUCCUAACGUCAAUCAGCAUCACAAAUUCCAGUUCUCAUGCUGAGGAAAUUUGUAAUGCAAUUCAUACUAGAAGUGCGAUGCUUGUGCAAUUCAUAUCCGCAGCACGGCGGGCGGAAUCGUGGGUACAGCACGGCUUCGAAUCGCUCCAGCAACCGGUACUCGUACAAUUCCGUCGGCUCCGUUUCAGAGGAUAGCAACUACGCAUUAUCCUGUGCAAAAGUAUCGUACUCGUAUAAAUGCAAGUCUUGCAUUACAAAUGUUUUUCUUAAGGCAAAACCGCAUUACAAGUUUUAUUUCUCACGCUGGGAAAAUUUGUAAUGCAUUUAUACGAGUACGACACUUUUUGCAAUUCAUACGCAUCCCCCUUCACCAACUCCCCGGACGCGCGGGAAGAGUACCUCCAGAAGCAUAUCACAAUGAAAAAUGCACCCACCCCGAAAGUUGCCAUAAGUUGUGAUGCGAAGUUUCCAAAUGAAAACUUUUUGUCUUGCAUGAAAGCACUAUGAAUCUUUGUGAUGCAGAGUCUAGUCGUAUACAGCAUCGCUUGAAUGACAAGCGCCGCCCUUUCUGGGAUCUUUUGCAAUACAAAUUUUUGCUAUUCAGCAUGGCGAAUUUGUGAUGCUGGUAUAUGCAAGACGGGGAUUGUUUUCAUUGGAAAGGUUUGCAAUACACGUGAAAAUGCUGCCAGCUUCUGGGAUGGGGGCGCUUUUGAUUGUAACAAAACAGCAGGGGAAAAAUAAACGGGUGUUUCGGUUCCCGAGACUUUACUUCUGGCUGAUUCAGAUUACUCUCAACCCAUUGUUCUGGACGCAGUGGAUCUUGACCUUCAUUCGGUACCUGCAGGGGAUCGUCAUCGUCGGGAUUUGCGUUUUUCCCGGGGGUAUCCUGAGCAUGAAGCAAGUAUAAUUUCGUACUGCAGGAGUCUGGCAUGUUGACUACAGAGCCAUGCUAUCUUACCUGAAAUAAAAUGUCGCGCAUGAGAAAAUCCAUUUUUGCAACUAUGUCGAGAAUUUUCUUGUCAUGCAAUUUUAUCAUAGCAGUGCAAUUAUACUUUAUUUGCUUUUGCAAUGCAUAGCUAUCAUUUGGGUGUGGUGGAGGUACGUGUACGGCGGAAGGAAGCUGAUCGGUGGUGGACCACAGGGUAAAAGCUUUUCAUCCGGAUCCACCGGUGAGAACAACUCGUACAAGAAUUUCCGCUACACGGAGACCUUCCAGUACGGAAAGCACAGCCGGAAUGUGUUGGAAGUUUUCUACCCGCUGAACCUGACGGAAAAGGACUUGCAAAAUCCGAACUACAAGCUAUCAUUUGUAAAAACGUCCCCACCCCAGAGUUGUAAUGCAUAUCUGCAUGCUGAAAAUAUUUCUCAUGGGAUACCCAUGAGAAGCAAUUUCUAGUGGUGUUUUGAUAUUUGUGAUGCUUAAGUCUGCAUGUUGUGCUGAAUCUGUGAUGCUGCUGCACUAGCUAAGCGCCACUACAUUGCGAGCCCAAAUUUGUCGUGCGCAACAGCCAAAGCCUGGUGAUUUGUCUAGCAGAUUUCCCAUCCUGACUCUGGUGUGGGGACGUUUUUGCUCAGCAUACAAGCUUCCGCUCGUCAUCGUCGUGACUGGCGGCGCGUGGACGAUCGGCCAUCGGUACUGGUGUGCAGCGUUGAGCGGACACCUAGCGGAGAGCGGGAAGGUGGUCUCGAUUUCCAUCGACUACCGGAAUUUUCCAUUCGCCACCUUCCGCGAGAUGGUUGACGACGUUUUGCAGGCGCUGCGGUGGGUGAAGCAGAACAUCCCCAACAGCAACAACCCGAGUUGUUGUUCCAAUGCGAGCUUGAAACAGCAACAAGUGGGCGGCGGGGGUGGUGAUCAUUCGGCAGCUGCUGGUAGUACACAUCAGCUGGACCAUAAACCGAAGCUAUUGCCCAUCAUCGAUCCGAACGAAAUUACUCUGUGUGGCCAGUCUGCCGGCGCGCACCUGGCUCUGCUCGCCCUCCUGGGUACCGACGAGUUUAAGUUUGCGAACUUUUUCGGGUGGUCGGGUGUGUACGAUUUGCCGGGUUUGCAGGAUCAAAUGCAAACAUGUCUGGGUCUGGAAGAGUGGAACUUGUAAUGCUGUCUGCGGAUUCUAAAAAUAUCUGUGUUGCAUGAGCAGUAAGAGGAGUCAGCUCUUGGCACGCGGAGAGGGCAUUUGUCAUGCGUAAUUAGCAUCAAGAAGCUCUCAAAAAAUCUGUGAUGCUAGCACCAGCAUCACAGACCUGAUGGGUCAUGCAAAAUGUGCAUGACAAGCCCCGACUCUUCCAGACCCAGACAUAUUUGCAGUUCAUAUGCAGGAUCACCUCGCGAAGGCGGCGAUCCCCGCGGAAAUCAUCCAAAUGUUCGCCGGGGUGGAGGAGAUAUCAAAUGCAAAUAUGUAGUCUGGGUCGGGAACGAGAGUGCAACUUGUGAUGCUGCCUGUGGAGUGAAAAAGAAAUGUGCAUUGCAUGAGCAGUAAGAGGAGUUGACUUCCAGUUUUUGCUACUUACGCAGAGAGUGUAUUUGUCAUUCGGGACGAUCAUACGCAUGAAGAAGUCCGCAAAAACUCUGUGGUGCUAGGGCAUGCAUCACAGACAAACCUUGGGUCAUGCGAAAUGUGCAUGACAAGCCUUGCAAUCUUAGUGUGCAGACCACAUGUUUGCAAUGCAUAGGAGAAAAUCGAAGAGCAUUCCCCGCUGCAGCUCCUGGCAAGACACCCCCUCCUGUUCGAGCGGCUGCCGCGGAGGCGGAUUCGGCUCUUUCACGGGAUCCACGACGUGACCUCGCCGAACGAACAGUCGGUUUAUCUAGCAGAGUUGCUGCGACACCGGCUCCGGGAGAAUCACCUGACGAACUUGAGUUACGUGAGCCAGAACUUGACUGCCUCGAGUCCAAAUUUGGUGAAAAGCGAGGACCCCGAGGAACUCAGUCCGGGGGGAGACACGGGAGGUACAAAAGCAAGUAGUAGCUUUUGUGUUGCAAGGUCGUGUAGGACAAGGAUGUUGCAGUUCUUAACGCCCCCGAUAAUUAUAUUCAUUGUGGGGCACUUCUGUGCAUGGCAACAAACAAGCUCCCCACAUUAGCAACAUAAUUUCGAUUUGAAAAUCAGGUUCCAAGUUUCUCGACGAAACUGAUGACAGCAAGUUCAACUCCAGCGCCGGCGCGUUGGGUGGUUCGACGUCGCACUCGAUGGUGAGUUUGAACCCACGAAAGGUGGAUUUAUGGAUUGCAAAAAUGUCUGGGUCUGGAAGGUUGGAACUUGUGAUGCUAACUUUGGACUCUAAAAAAUUCUGUAUUGCAUGACCAGCAAAAGAAGUCCGGUUUGUGCUACGCGUGUAGGGCAUUUGUCAUGCGGAAUAGGUACCAGGAUGGCCUCUAAAGAUCUGUGAUGCUAGGGCUUCCAUGACAGACAUUCUGUGUCAUGCAAAAACAGCAUAACAAGUUUCGGAUUCUUCCAGGCCCAGACACUUUUACAUUUGAUAGGAUUUGAUCUUGUCUGAUACCUACGACACCCACACAAAAACGGUUAUCAAAAGGAAAUAUGCGCCCUUCCCAUAUGGUCGAAAAGGAAACUUGUGAUGCUGGGUUUGCGUACACAAAUCAGAUUUGUCUUGCCUAUAGGUUAAUGGGAGUAUUGUGGCGCAUUCUACAGCGAGUCUGUCAUGCGCUUUCGACUACUGCAAACCUGUUUGCCAUGCUUCAUCGCUAGCCUUCUGCAUACUCGAACAGGCUUGGAAAAUAUCGAGAAGCAUUUUCUGCAAGAGUAAUCCGAUUUGUGGCCACAGAUCAGCAUCACAAAUUUCCAUUUUGAUAUGGGGAGGGGGCAUUUUUCCACACAAAAACGGUCGUGGAGUACCCUCUGCGGGGCGAGGAUCCGGUGGCCAAGCAGGUGUUGCUCCUGGCGGGGGUGUAUGAACUGCAAAUAUGUCUGGGUCUGGAAGUUUGUCAUGAAGACAUCUCCUAGUUCUCAAAUCUGUGUUGCGUGAGCGCGAAGAGGCUCUCUUGCAUGUCAUGCAAAAACGCAGUUUGUCAUGCGGAAUACGCAACACCUAGCAGCCCGCAAAAGUUGUCAUGCUUGGCUGCGUAUUGCAGUGAGAAUAUCAUGCAUUUUUAGCAUUACAAGUUUCCAGACCCAGACAUAUUUGCAAAGCAUAGGGUGUCGAAGCAGGAGGUCGACAAACUGCGGUUCACAAGGUGCACGUAUUUUCAAACCGACUGCGCCCUGAACAUCGCUUCCAGGUGCACGCCGUUCUGAGAAGAAUUUGACAGAAUGCUGGGUUACGACGAGAUAAGUCUUGUAGUUGUAGAAUGCAGUUAUAAAGAACUACACUGGCACUACUGCUCUAUGUGAAAAUGUAUAUUUUCCACAUUUACGUUUUUCUCUUUCUCGAGGUGCUUGCGAUAAUUCUCGAGUCUGUCCUUAUUUUCCAUAACACGCUAGCACAGUUCAUUUUCCUGCUGUGUGUGAAAGCUACAACUUGCGGCAAGCGUCUUCUUUCCGGUUGUGGUGCCAGAUCGGUGGCACAGCGGGAAAAUGGCGAACAGCUUCUUUUUUCUUUUACAAUGCAGAGCCUUACUAGCACCUCCAGUUUUAUUUCGAACAAUGCCUCCACUACCUUUAUUUCAUGUUGGAUCUCCAAUAAAAAUGUACCUUUAUUAAGCAAAAGAAUCAAGCUGCCUACUAACAGCGGCGUUAAAUUGCAGUAGUAAUUGUACGAUUGUUUGCAUUCCAUUUCCGUUUGCCCUCGUAGUUGAGCCACAGAAAAGGGGUAAACUUCUACCUGCACCUCAUUCUCCAUAAAAAUGAAUGCCUCUCCGAAUCUUUACCUAGAGCGCAUCGGAGUUGUGCUGGCUCGCCCCGUGCAACAUCGCUGCGCCUUCUACAGGAAAUCAUUCGCAUAGUCUUAUCGAACAAAGCGCGGCGUAGUUUCCGUGAAAAGUGUCUGAAGUAGAGUUUGCAAAAGCUGUUCAAUAUCAAAGCCCAGAUCAUUUUUUUCUUGCAGCAGCGUUUUACAGCGCAGCGACUAGAUCUUUCUUACAUGCAGCAGCAUCGAGUCGGUACUACUUGUGUUGCGGAACAACUUCUACGAGCAACACACAAUGAUAUUGACAUUUUGCGAAAAUCCAAAGCCGCGUGUCAAAUUGGAGCAAAGAAGUUGUAGUG
This is a messenger RNA of Amoebophrya sp. A120, 6059 nucleotides long. Lineage: Eukaryota; Dinophyceae; Syndiniales; Amoebophryaceae. The record is from the annotation of a GenBank genome assembly.